GUUACCACUCGCCUGGUCAAUCCUUUGGUCGGAUUAUUCUGUUAGGGUAAGAACGAUGGAAGACCAGGGUGGGAUGCAGUUAACAGUCUUUAAUGAAUAAAGUAAAUCGUCUUCACUGAGUAAUUAGAACACAAAAUCACAGGCAUUAAUCAGAGCCAGAACAGAAACUUCCAGAUGACUGGAUCAAAGAAACUCUGCAUCAACUUCCACAAGGACAGAGGCAGGGACCCCGAGAUGCAUUCAGCCAGUCAGCAAUAGUGAAGACAGCGGGCAGGGUGAACAGCCAAGGGCGAGCGCUGAACAGGUACUCUGCAAACAGGCACAGCUGGAUAAUACACAGUCCAAUAGCAGUAUAACUCACAGCAGAAAUUAUAACUUCACUUUCCACAGACAAGACAGGACAGGACGAGAGAACAGACGUUUCUCACGAGAGGUCAUUGAAUAAUCCGACAACAAGACAGGGCUAGGAAGAGGGAAUAAGAAGCAGAGACAAUCAAGAGGAAAAAGGGGACAGGUGAAAAGGGAACGAAAGGGGAACCAGCUGAAAGAGAUAAUGAGCGGAGGAGUGGAUGUGUGCGUGAUUGGAGGGAGGGAGACAGAGAAAGAGGAGAAGAAACUAGGAUCAUGACAAUCCCGGUCUGGAACAGCAUCACAAGGAUUUCCCCCUCGAGGGAGCAACAAGCAAAACACUGAUACAACUGUAAGACAGAACCAGAAUUCCACUCUCAGACAGGUCUUUUCGCAAGAGAGAGCCAUCCUCACGGAGCUGUAUCAUCACCCAGCCCAGACUAAUCUCUAUUAAAGUUAGAGUGGAUUUUAAACUGCGCGGUAGCAGGCAAUAUUCCCUUUUCACAUGACGUCACGCAACUUCUGUUAUGACGCAAAACAAAGUAUUCUUACUUCCUUCAGCAUAGUAAAGCACUAUCGCUACCAGCAUGGAGUUUAACCCAGACGCUUGUACAACUGCCACAAAUACGAUUACAGAAUGACUGUCUUUUCUUACAGAAUGACUGUCUUUUCUUGUCCUCAUUCAGGGAGAGACGUCUGGCAUCUCAAACGAACUUACCGAAUACUGAUUGGCGAGAUUUGCCCCUUGAAGUCGAGGGAGGAGUUAAAAACGGAGAACUGCAGUCACUGAUUCCUGCGACUCUUGCGCUCUGUUUGCUGUCUUUAUUGCAGUUAGAUGAAGUUGGUUAGAUAAAUUUCUGUAAUAAACAAACGUUUUAUACAUUUACAUAUGGUAACAGAAAGGCUUUUCAUUCAGUAAUUUAUUUCCUGCUUAAUACAGCGCCUGUAUGUACAAGAAUAGUUCAACAUAACAAGCUUGUACUAUUUGAAUAUCAAUUAAAUGGGGUCUAUAAUUUUUCGUUUUAUUAUGUAUUUAGUAUGUAUUUUGUGUGGACACAAAAUUGAAUCUGAAAGCAAGCAGUUGCAGUAAGCAAUUAAUGUAAUUUAGAAAUAAAUAUUAAAUAUAUUAAGUUGAUAUAAAAAGCUUUUAUGGUUAAAAAAUGAUGCCAGCUUUUGUUUAAAUUAGUAAAAAACGCAGCUCAUAGCUGUUUUUUAAAGAUCACAUUGCAUAUAGCCUAUAAUGAAAAUAAAAUACCAUCAAGCAUUGUAAUCAAUAAUAAUUCACAAAGUAAAAACACAUUUAGUUAAAGCGAAAUUAAAUGGAAGGAAUUUUAAGUAAUUGUAGAAGUCCAAAGUUCUGUAGAACUACGUGACUGUCCUUUUUGUACUGUUUCAAUAUUAAGCCAUUUUAUUCUUGAACUGGAUAAUGAGUAUCUUUUCAGACCACUUGCCAUGUGAAACUUGCCAUGUAAUAAAAAGAUUUAAUAUAAAAAAUAUGUUUUCCCAUAGUAAAUAAAAACAAAAUCAUGUUGUUUGCCUUUUUAUUGCCGAACUAUAAAGGGAAUUUAAUUUACUCAGUGUACUCACAAAUUAUCCAAGGAAUGUCAUAAACCGAAAUAACAAGUGAAAAGGUCUCAAGUAUGUAUUUUGUCUGCACACAAAAUUGAAUCUGAAAGCAAGCAGUUGCAGUAAGCAAGCCGCCCAUCUAAAGCAGAUGCAGAAAAACGUUAGUACAUUAUCAUUAUUAGGGGAGAACCGGGGCGAAAGUAACGCGGGACGAAAUUAACAAAGCGAUUUUCUCAGAGACCUGUUUACAUUUGCAUUCCAAGCUAUGACACCACGUCCAGCACGCAACCCUUGACGGAGCUGCCGAAUAUCACUUGAUUUCGUCAUCUCUUCCCGCGGUUAGGUCUGGAAAGCAGUUUUCAAGUACGGUAAGUAAAUUACUGAAGCUGUAUUUUUUUUUUUUCUAAUUACAAGUUGUGUUUCUCGUUUCAUGUGUCACAGUAAUGAUGAAUCUACAUGUUUUUUAGUGCUGUAACACAUCCUAAAGUUUGCGUCGUCAGAGUUUUUCAGUAAAAAAGUAAAUCGGGUUUAAAUGUCAGGAGUUCCUUUCGGGACGAAAGUAACACUUCUUACUUUCGUCCCGCUGCUAAUGUGGUGAAUUUCUGGGUGUUGCAGCAUUUAUUAAAACAUGUUUAUGUCAUAUUAUACCAACAGAAUAUGCCGAGAGUUAGGGUCAGAAAGACAGACAGGGGUCUGAUUCAGCCAGAUAUUUAUGAGAGGGCGUUUCUGGACAUUUCUGUCAGGAACAUCAGUCUCAGGGCAGCUGCUAAGUCGCAUGGCAUAUGUCAUGUCACUUUGCUCAGAUACUGCAGGAGGAGGGCAGAGACCAGUAGGGAGAAGACUAGACCACCAGGGUACAGAUCACAUUCUAAAGUCUUCUCUGUGGACCAAGAGAGGAAACUGCAGGCUUAUAUUAAGAGGACAGCUGAUAUUUAUUUUGGCCUGUCUCCUAAGGAGGUCAGUUUAGUAGCUACAGUAAAAACACUCAACAUGCAGCUCACUCACACUGCUCUUACUCAAACAAUUUUAAAUGCUUAUCAAAAUAUGAGAUUUGUGUAUUCUUUAAAUAUAUUUUUUAUUUUUAUCCUAAUUAAAUUUAUUAUUUACAUUUUUGUCCUAUCUUUCUAAAUUAUGUUUAAUUUUCUACUGUCCACUGAAGCUGCUGCAACAUGUAAAAAUCCCUAGUACAGGAUCAGUAAAGUCUUAUUUUAUCUUAAUCAUGUCAUAAACAAUCUCCAUCUAAUCAUUUUCUUAUUAUGUUUUAGGUGUGCAAAUUUGCAUACGAAUUGGCCAGCAAAUAUGGCUGCAAAUAUCCAGAUGGAUGGGAUGCCACCAAGAUGGCGGGAAAGGACUGACUCACCUCCUUCCUUGAACGCAAUAAUACAUUGUCUAUUCACCGACCUCAAGCCACCAGCAUGUCCCGUUCCACCAGCUUUAAUAAAACAAACGUGACUGCUUUUUAUAACAACCUGCAGACAGUUCUUGCCCGCUACCUUUUUGAAGCAAAGGACAUUUGGAAUGUGGAUGAAACAGGUACCACGACAGUCCAAGUGCCAGAUAAAAUAAUCGCCACCAAGGGGAAGCGCCAGGUCGGUGCAGUGACCUCUGGGGAGAGGGGGACAUUGGUCACCAUUUCCCUUGCAGUAAAUGCACAAGGCAAUUGCAUUCCCCCGUACUUCAUCUUCAUCUUUCAAGUUCCAGGACCACUUUGUUGUCCCAUUGGCUCUGCUGGUUCUGCAAAUAGCUCAGGCUGGAUGCAGGAUACAGACUUUCUGGCCUUUCUCCAGCACUUUGCCAGACACACCCGUGUGACCCUGGAGUCGAAGCUUCUCCUCCGCGACAAUCAUUGGUCACACCUUUCUGUGGCAGCAAUUGACUUUUGUCGGUCAAACGGCAUAGUCCUAGUAUCAUUCCCACCCCACUGCUCACAUCAUCUCCAGCCACUUGACAGAAGCGUCUUCGGUCCACUUAAGCGAUAUAUAAACACGGCAGCAGAUCACUGGAUGAGAAAACACCCUGAAAAAACUUUUACCAUCUAUGAUGUUCCAAGCCUAGUGACCACAGCUCUGCCACGAGCAGCGACACCCAGAAACAUAACGUCUGGCUUUGUGUGCACUGGCAUCUGCCCCUUUAACCCAGAAAUUUUUGAGGAGCAAGACUUUUCCCCUGCGUACGUCACCGACCGCCCUUGUCCUUCAUUGGUACCAUGUGGUCCCACACCACAUUCCAACAAACACCCACUCAGCCAGAACCUGUUUGAGGGAGGGCUGCUGCCAGAGUAUCCUGGUGGUUCAACCAGGGAAGCCUGUUUAGAGUCUGCCAUCCCUGACCACCCAGCUGUCUGUUCAGCUGUCCCACAUGAAGAAAGAUGA
Molecule: messenger RNA, 4286 nt
Organism: Cyprinus carpio (common carp)
Lineage: Eukaryota; Metazoa; Chordata; Actinopteri; Cypriniformes; Cyprinidae
Product: MFS-type transporter clz9-like
Exons: 3
Coding region: 3330-4286 (318 amino acids)
Cellular component (GO): nucleus
Molecular function (GO): DNA binding
Source: RefSeq, a predicted model, not a curated record